Molecule: messenger RNA, 7555 nt
Organism: Mytilus trossulus (common blue mussel)
Lineage: Eukaryota; Metazoa; Mollusca; Bivalvia; Mytilida; Mytilidae
Exons: 1
Coding region: 548-7555 (2335 amino acids)
Biological process (GO): DNA repair; telomere maintenance
Molecular function (GO): DNA helicase activity
Source: RefSeq, a predicted model, not a curated record
UAUAAUGUGGGUGUUAACCUUAAAAAUUGUGUUUUAACCUUAUAAUUUGUGAGUUUACCUUAUAAUUUGUGUAUUAACCUUAUUAUUUGUGUACUAACUUUUUAUAAUGAUUAAUAAAAUUUUUUUUUUUUUUAGAUUGAAGUAUGAAUAGAAGAAGGAAAGAGAAAGAAAGGCAAAGGAAACAAAUUACAAGAACUGGAAAAAUGAAUAGGGUACGUUAAAAAGAUGUUUCUACAAUGAGGAAUGUUAAUGGCAAGUUCUCAAUAUUAAACAUGAGAAAUGUACAUGGACAAAAUUACACAUAAUACAUAGAAAAAAUACAAAUUAUCUAUGAACAGGCUUUCAUUCCUAUUCUUCAUCUUGACAUUUUAUGUAAAUUUUUAAUCAGUAACAUAUUGUCAUUAUCCUGUAAUAAAUAAUUUGUUUCAGUCAAGUUCUAAAAUAGUUUUACUUUCUAUUUCAGCCGCCUGAUGAUAUUGAAGUCACUUCUUGGAUUACAAAAUACCUGAAAAAUCAAGCAGAUUUAUCAGAGGAAAAAAAGAAGAAGAUGAAUAAAUGUAAUAGCAAUAUACAAGUUGACAGUCACAAAAUUGAUUCUAUAGAAACAAAACUUUUAGUUGUAUCGCAUUCCAAAACAGUGAAUAUGUCACAUUUAGAUACUGAACAUAAGAAAUGUUGGAAAAGAAAACUAGAAACAUGUGAUGCUUCUGAUCAAAUUGAUUCAAAACAAAGAAAAAAAACACUUAGUAAAAAUAUACAUCCAAAAAUUCACUCAAACACUGAGAAUCCAGUUGAAGUUCAUAUGAAGAAAAAGCUUUUUACAAGACAUAGAGUGAAGCUUCACCGUGAAAAGCGAGAUUUGCAGAAAGUUUUGAAUCAAAGGCUGAAAGAUAAAGCUAGAAAGCAAACAAAAAGAAAUAACAGAAAAAGAAUAACUAUUGAAUCUGAUAGAAUUAAGGAUAUGAGUAGAAAGACAACACAGAGAGAAAAAAGAGAUGAAAAUACUAUUGACUUUGAUAAAAACAAGGAUAAAAGAAGAAAAACAACACAGCGAGAAAAAAGAGAUGAAAUAACUAUCGCCUCACAUAGAAGCAAGGAUAAAGUUAAAAAGAAAACAGAGAGAGACCAUAGAGAUGAAAAAACUAUUGACUCUGAUAAAAGUAAGGAUAAAAAAAGGAAAACAACUCAGCGAGAAAAAAGAGAUGAAAAUACUAUUGACUGUGAUAAAAGCAAGGAUAAAAGAAGGAAAACAACACAGCGAGAAAAAAGAGAUGAAAUAACUAUCGCCUCACAUAGAAGCAAGGAUAAAGUUAAAAAGAAAACAGAGAGAGAACAUAGAGAUGAAAAAACUAUUGACUCUGAUAAAAGCAAGGAUAAAAAAAGGAAAACAGCUCAGCGAGAAAAAAGAGAUGAAAAUACUAUUGACUGUGAUAAAAGCAAGGAUAAAAGAAGGAAAACAACACAGCGAGAAAAAAGAGAUGAAAUAACUAUCGCCUCACAUAGAAGCAAGGAUAAAGUUAAAAAGAAAACAGAGAGAGAACAUAGAGAUGAAAUGACUAUUGACUCUGAUAAAAGCAAGGAUAAAAAAAGGAAAACAACUCAGCGAGAAAAAAGAGAUGAAAAUACUAUUGACUGUGAUGAAAGCAAGGAUAAAAGAAGGAAAACAACACAGCGAGAAAAAAGAGAUGAAAUAACUAUCGCCUCACAUAGAAGCAAGGAUAAAGUUAAAAAGAAAACAGAGAGAGAACAUAGAGAUGAAAAAACUAUUGACUCUGAUAAAAGCAAGGAUAAAAAAAGGAAAACAACACAGCGAGAAAAAAGAGAUGAAAUAACUAUCGCCUCACAUAGAAGCAAGGAUAAAGUUAAAAAGAAAACAGAGAGAGAACAUAGAGAUGAAAAAACUAUUGACUCUGAUAAAAGUAAGGAUAAAGGAAGGAAGAGAACAGAGCGAAAAAAUAGAGAUGACAAUACUAUUGACUCUGAUAAAAGCAAAGAUAAAAAAUUGAAAACAACACAGCGAGAAAAAAGAGAUGAAAUAACUAUUGACUCUGAUAAAAGGAAGGAUAAAGGAAGGAAGACAACAGAGCGUGAAAAUAGAGAUGACAAUACUAUUGACUCUGAUAAAAGUAAGGAUAAAGGAAGGAAGACAACAGAGCGAGAAAAUAGAGAUGAAAAUACUAUCAACUCUGAUAAAAGUAAGGAUAAAGGAAGAAAAUUUGCAAAUAGAAAGAGUAGAGAUUUACAAACUACUAUUACUGAUAAAGUGAGAGAUAAGACAAGAAAACAAGCUUCAAGAGAAAAAAGACAUAUAUCAGACUUUAAAAGAUCAAAAAAGGAAUUUGCCUCAUAUAUUUGUACUUGUUGUCAUCGCACUUGGUUUAGAUCAUCUGUGAUACAAGCAGUGAAGAAAAACUUUAAUAAAACAAAGACCGACAUUAUAAGUAAAUCAUUUACUAACUAUAAAUCAUUUGAUGGAUUAGAAUAUAUAUGCAAGUCUUGCUCUUCCACAGUUAAAUCAAACAAACUUCCUAUUUAUGCUGUCAAUAAUGGACUUCAGUUGGAUUCGAUUCCAGAAGAAUUACAAAAUCUUUCUGAGUUAGAAUCAGUGUUGCUGUCUCAACGGAUACUUUUUUACAAGUUGUUAAACCUUCCACGUGGUGGUCAAAAAGGAUUCAAGGGUAACUUAGUGAAUGUGCCAGUAAACCUUAGCAAAGUGACUUCCACUUUACCAAGAACACCAACAGAAGCAGGAAUUAUUCCCGUAAAAUUAAAAAGAAAACUACAAUAUAAAGGCCAUCACCUUCAUCAAACUAUCAAGCCGCAAACAAUUAGACACGGCUUGUCUUGGCUAAAAAGACACAACAAGUAUUACACUAAUGUACAAAUUGACGAAACAUGGGAACAAAGAUCAAGAGAUGAAGAAGAAGAGUUAUGGGAGACAUUACAAGAAACAAAUAGUGACAAUGAUCAUGAUAAUACUCAUGUUGAAAACUUUGACAAUGAUCAUGAUGAUACCCAAGUUGAAAACAGUGUCAAUGAAACUGAUCUAAAUACUAAUAACCAGGAUCAGGAGAUGAAUGAAAAUGAAAUACAACAUACUAAUAGUGAUGAGGAGAACGUACAGAAUAAAGUUCAAGGCAUUCAGUAUGACACCUGCCUGCAUCCUUCUAAUAUUAUGCAUACAGGAGUUGAAUCAUAUAGUAUAGCUCCAGGAGAGAAUGAAAUUCCUAAACCACUUUUUAUGGACAAGCAAUGUGAAGCUUUAGCAUUUCCAACAUGUUUCCCUUAUGGAAAAGGAACUUUUUCAGAUAUUCAACAUUCCAAUGGCAAUGGAAAAUUGUCUCUGAAAAAAUAUUUUGUGAAUAGGCUAACAAAUGUUGAUACAAGAUUUGCCACAAACAUGUCCUACAUUUUUUAUGCACUGUAUGCCACUGAGAAAAAACAAGUAGAUGAUGCAAUAUCAAUAGCAGUAAGAAAAGCUCGUAAACAGGAUAUAACAGCAGGACAGUUAAAAGAUCCUGGUCGCUUGAAAGAAAUUAUUGUAAAAGAUCAAGCAUUUCAAUUUCUCCAGCAAGUAAGGGGCUCACCGUCUUAUUGGCAGCAUGCUCAGUUUGAACUUCUAGCCUUAGUAAGGAGCAAAGGACCCUUUACUUGGUUUCUGACCUUAUCAUGUGCUGAUACUAAAUGGCCUGAAACAGUACAAUCAAUAGCAGCUCAAAAAGGAAGGAUAAUAUCAGAUGAAGAAGUAAAAAACAUGUCUUCUGGUGAAGUCCAUCAGUGGUUACGAAAAAAUCCUAUCACAGCAGCACGACAAUUCGAUCAUAGAUUACAAUCAUUUUUCAAAAAUGUCAUUCUCAGCAAAAUGGAACCUCUUGGCAAAGUCACUUGCUAUUUUCAACGAACAGAAUUUCAGUUAAGAGGUUCACCUCAUGCUCAUAUUGCUCUUUGGGUUGAAAAUGCACCUAGAUUAGAGACUGCACCAAAUGAAGAGAUUGUAUCAUUCAUUGAUAAAUACAUUACUUGUAGUCUUCCCAAUCCUGAUGAUCCAUUAUAUGAGCAUGUCAAUGAGAAACAAAGACAUUCACAUUCUGUAGCUUGUAAAAAGAAGUCAAACAGCUGUCGCUUUCAUUAUCCUAAACCACCAAGUAACAGGACAAUUAUUGCAUCUGCUAAACCAGAAUCGAAUGCUACUGUGGGAAACAUAAAAAUUCAGGAUGCCACAACGUUGUUAGCCUCAGUUCUUAAUACUUUAGAAAAAAUAGAAGAUCCAGACAAAUAUAGUGUUGAUGAGCUUUUGCAACAUGCAGGAAUAACUUCAGACAUCUAUCAUCAGUGUUUGUCAUUGUCUAAAUGCAAAACAGUUGUAUUAAAAAGAACUCCAGCUGAAAGGAAUAUCAAUUACUACAAUCCAGAUAUACUGCAGUUAUGGGAAGCAAAUAUGGACUUACAAUUUGUUUGUGAUGCGUAUGCAUGUAUAUCGUAUAUAGUGGCUUAUGUCACUAAAGAUGAGAAAGAGAUGUCCCAGAUGCUGAAACUUGCAGCUAGUGAAAUGAGAAACGCUGAUGUUAAGACCAGAUUGAAACAUAUUGGUUAUGUCUUUUUAGGUAACCGUGAAAUAAGUGCACAAGAAGCUGCAUACCGUCUUCUAGGCAUACCUCUCAAGAGAUGUAAUACCAAAGUAGUCUGGAUUCCUACUGACUUUAAAGAAAACAGAAUAAGUAUUCUUAAAUCACAAAAUCUUCUAGAUGACUUGGAAGAUGAUUCAACAGAUGUCUAUUGCAAAAGUAUUGUUGACAAAUAUGCCAUCAGACCUUUCAUUCCUAUUUUCAGCAACACAUGUCUUGCACAGUUUGCUUCAAUGUAUGAUCGUGCUACUAGCCAAUCAAAAUCAUUCACAAAUGAUGAGUCAGAGAAUGAGCAAGACCCAUCACUGCCUGAAACUGACGUCCAUCAAGAGCUUCCAAAAAUAAUAACUCUUCAAGAUACAGAUGUCAUUAUGAAGAAAAGAACAAACCCAGCAGUACCAAGGUGGCAUGUUGUAUCUGAAAAUAAGGAUCCAGAAAAAUAUUAUCACCAACAACUGUUACUUUUUGUGCCAUGGAGGAGAGAAGAAGAAGACCUGUUGAAAGAGAAUACAUUUUAUGAGGAGUCAUAUAAUGAUAUGUUGACUAUCCUGAAUGAAAAUAAGAACCAUAUAGCUGAAUACGCAAGUCUUGUUUCUCAAGCUGUAGAGGAAUUCCAGGAGAAUGGACCUCCCCAACAUGCAUGGGAUAUGCUAGACCCAGAGGGUAAUUUACAAAAUAUGCAGGAUUCAGAAAAUAGGCAAAACAGCAAUGAUGACAACGAUGAGGAACAAUCUGUUAGGCCACAAUUACAUAGAUCAUCAAUUACAAGUUCGGUUAGAAAGCAUGAAAUAUCAGACAAUGAGCUCCAAGAAAUUAUAUGUAGUUUGAACCAUGAACAGAUGCAAUUAUUUAGACAUAUAUAUGACUGGUGUCUACAAUACAAGAUGGGAUUGUCACCAAAUCCUUUUCAUAUAUUCUUGUCAGGGGGAGCAGGGACAGGAAAGAGUAGACUCAUUAAGGCCAUCUAUCACCAAGUAUCAAGAACAUUGCAGACAUCUGGUCAAGAUCCUGAUCAUCCUUGUAUUAAGCUUACUGCUCCAACUGGAUGUGCCGCUUUCAAUAUUGGUGGAUCAACAAUACAUAGUGCAUUAAAGCUACCAGUAAAAGGAGGUUAUUAUAGUUUGCGAGGAAAUCCAUCAAUGCUUGCAACAUUUCAAUCAAAGUAUGAGAACUUGCUCAUUCUUGUAAUAGAUGAAGUUUCUAUGCUAGGCCGAAAAGCAUUUGCCCAUGUUCACAAACGUCUUCAGGAAAUAAAGAAUGUUGAAGGAACUGAUAAGAUAUUUGGAGGUGUUUGUGUACUUGCCGUUGGUGAUAUGUUCCAAAUUCCACCAGUACGAGAAUGUCGAAUAUAUGACACCUCUCCUAGUCACAAUCUAGAUGAAAUGGGAGUCUUACUCUCUAACUUAUGGACAAAUAAUUUCCAGUUCCAUGAACUUAAGAUUAUUAUGCGUCAAAAAGAUGAUUUACCAUUUGCAGCAACAUUAAAUAGAUUACGACUAGCAGAACACACAGCUGAGGACAUUGAAACAUUGAAAGCUAGAGUAGUCAAAGGUAGUGAUUACCCUUCAGAAGCUCUGCAUAUAUUUUCUAUAAGAAGAAAUGUGGAUGAUCAUAACGAACAAAUGUUGCAUAAUUUAGACCAUCAAACUCACAGAACUGUAAAGUCAUUUACCCAUAUACCGCCUUCAGUCACUUCAUUUGAUGUCAAUUCUAAAGUUGCAGAUUUGCCACACACUCUUGAACUUGCACCACAUGCUCGUGUCAUGUUAAUAAAAAACCUUGAUGUCAAUGAUGGACUUGUAAAUGGAGCAACAGGAUUACUGUUAGAUUUAAUUUAUAACCAGAAUGCUAAGCCUCCAUCUUUGCCAAAAUGUGUGAUAGUUAGAUUUGAUGACCCAUCCAGUGGAUUGUUGACACAGCAAGCCUCAACAAUUUCACUAAACAAUUAUCCACAAGGUACACCAAUUUACCCUAUCGAAGUUCAAGAACAUGUUGGAAGAAGUGAGACUUCACCACAAAUUACAAGGAUACAACUGCCACUUGUGCUUUGUUUUGCUUGUACAAUUCAUAAAAUACAAGGUGCCACUUUGAAGAAUGUUGUCAUGUCAUGUUCAAAUAUACGACAACCUGGAAUGAUGUAUGUUGCUUGCAGUCGAGUGACCACACUUUCUGGACUUCAUUUACUUGAUUUUAAACCUGAGUCAAUCAAAGCUUCAGCAUCCACAAAGGAGGAAAUGACACGUUUACGUACAGAAAUGAAACUUCAAACUUUUUAUGAUCAACUAGAGAAGGAUCCAACUUGCCUUCGUGUUCUCCUGUUCAACAUAAGAUCAGUCCAAAACAAAGAGAACCACAUUAAUUCAGAUCCUUAUCUGGGUAGUGUAGACAUAAUGAUUCUAACAGAAACUUGGAAGAAGAACAAAACAGAUAUAAAUGUUCCACAAUUUCACUACCAAUAUCAUAGCGUCAGGACAGAAAACAGAGGUGGUGGGGUGUCAGUUCUUUCGCAGACACCAAUGAUUCCUAUACAAAUGCAAGUAUCUUCAGAUGUAUGUGAUGCAAUUGUUCUUCAAUACAAAAGAGAUAGUGCUAAAAUAAACAUCAUUGCUGUUUACAGGCCUCCAUCUUGCACAUUUGAGAAGUUCAUGAGAUGGCUAACAAAAAUACUUACAAGCAUUAACAGAGAUAUACCUACUUUAAUAGCAGGUGAUUUUAAUAUUAACCUACUUGAAACAUCAGCUGCCUAUAGAGGAUUGCAUGUAUUCAUGAACCAUAUUCACUUUAAACAGGUGAUCAAUACAGCAACCCAUCAAUUAGGAGGCCUGCUUGACCAUUUGUGGAUCAAUUCUGGUGUGACUGUUUCUCAACAGAUGCUUGCAAGAUCUCCUUACAGUGAUCAUUUCCAAAUUUUUGCUGAUUUACAGUUGUAA